UAUACGAGCGCUACUGUCAAUUGUAGCUGUCAAAAAAGACAACAUUUCCUGAACUUGCCUUGCGGACACACAUUGCGCAAAGACAGGUUCUCAAUACUUUCCGCAAUUUGAUAACAGCGACAGCGAGCCCAAGCCCUCUACAGAACAGAGCACCAAAAUGGCCGCAUGGAGAGCUGCUGGAUUGAACUACAUCAACUAUUCCAACAUUGCCGCCCGUCUGCUGCGAAAGGCGCUAAAGCCGGAACUGAGGGCUCAAGCCGCUCGGCGUGAUGAUUCGCACAUCAAGUUCACCAAAUGGCAGGGUGGCAAGCCGGAGAAUGAAAAGUGAUAAGUUCAAUCAUUUUUCACUUUGUUGAGCCAGUCAGGUCAUCAAUGAGUAAACGAAAGGCAUGGUCGGCAUGUUAGACGCGGAAAGAUCACCUUUAUUGCUGCUAGUGAACGAAAUAAACGAUAUGAAAACAUCAAGUUGCUGAUCAAAACUA
Messenger RNA from Anopheles funestus (African malaria mosquito), 482 nucleotides. RefSeq names its product protein stunted-like. The record is from RefSeq and is a predicted model, not a curated record. NCBI's taxonomy places the organism in Eukaryota, Metazoa, Arthropoda, Insecta, Diptera, Culicidae. Gene Ontology annotation, cellular component: mitochondrial inner membrane. Gene Ontology annotation, molecular function: proton-transporting ATP synthase activity, rotational mechanism. Gene Ontology annotation, biological process: proton motive force-driven mitochondrial ATP synthesis. The transcript is spliced from 5 exons. The coding region runs from base 158 to 328 and encodes 56 amino acids.